GUCGGUGUGUGAAUUUGAGCCGGAGAAGAUGCUCAAGUGGGUAGUUCUAGUCAGUGCUCUAGCUGUGGUGGCUUCAGCAAAGCCACUCUUUGAAUCCAGGAUAGCAAACAUCACUGCGCACGAUGAGGAUGACACGUAUCGUCUGCCGAAUAACACAAUCCCUCAGCAUUACAGCGUGUGGCUGAGAACCUGGAUUGACGAAGGAACACCUGAUUUCGAAGGAAGAAUCGCGAUUACUUUAAUCCCUGUCGAAACCAACACGAGAUACAUCACCAUUCAUCACAGGCAACUGACCAUCGCCCCAAAUGUCACCCUUCUUAGGGUCACAAAUCUUCCGGCAGUGGAAAUUCCUCUCGAACCCUUCACCUAUGACAGCACCUAUGAAUUCCUCACGUUCACUCUCUCGGGCACUGAAGGAUUAGCUCUGGGACAAACAUAUGAGCUCACGAUUUACUUCACUGGAACCUUGAGAGACGAUCAAGCAGGAUUCUACAGAGCUUAUUACGACGAGAUAUCGGCGGGUAGAACAUGGUAUGCCACCACUCAGUUCGAAUCAACCGAUGCUCGUCACGCUUUUCCGUGCUAUGAUGAACCCGCUCUCAAAGCCACCUUCGACAUUAGUAUCACCCACAAUCCCGUUUACAAUGCGAUCUCUAACAUGCCAGUGAAGGAGAUAAUUCCUCUCGCGAAUUCCAAUCACGUAACAACUGUAUUCGAUACUACCGUGAAGAUGUCCACAUACUUGUUGGCUUUCGUCGUGUCCGAUUAUGUUUACCGUGAGGAUGCACGGCCAAAGGUCUCUCAGCGCAUAUACGCUCGCCAGAGUCUCAUCGAAGACACUGCCUUUGGUCUGGAGGCUGGCGUGAAGAUCCUCGAUGGCCUGGAGCGAUACAUCGACGUUCCAUAUUCUCUCCCGAAAAUUGACCAAAUCGGCAUCACACAAUUCGCGGCUGGAGCCAUGGAGAACUGGGGAUUGGUCACCUAUCGCGAGAAUUUGCUUUAUAUGAACCCUGUGACAUCACAGACACGACAGAAGGAUGUCAUAUCGACGAUUGUGGCUCACGAAUAUGGUCAUCAGUGGUUCGGAAAUCUCAUCAGUCCUAAAUGGUGGACUUACAUUUGGCUCAAUGAGGGUUUCGCUACUCUUUAUGAAUACGAAGCUGUUGAUAUGGCUUUUCCAGAACUCAGGGUCGGCGAUCUUUUCACAGUUGAAGCCCUCCAGGGUGUCUUCAAUACUGAUGCAACAACAAGCACGAGGGCAAUGUCCACGUAUGGAGAGUCUCCAAGAGAGAUCAGCUCUCUCUUUGACAAUAUCGCCUAUCCGAAGUCCGGAUCCGUACUUCGUAUGACCAAACAUUAUCUCACGGAAACCAUCUGGAAAGAUGGUCUGAAGAGAUAUUUCGCAGCCCGUCAAUAUGAUGCCGCCGAUGCUGACGAUCUCUCUGCUGCUCUGGACGCUGCCGCCACAGCCAGUGGACUUGCUCCUCUUCCCAGCGGAACCACAGUGAAGACCAUCAUGGACAGUUGGCAUCUGCAGGCGGGAUAUCCGCUAGUCCAAGUCAACCGCGUCUAUGGCGGAAACAAUGUGAUGACAAUAAGCCAGCGACGAUUCAUCGCCACCAAUGCUAAUCAUGACAUUGACACCACUUGGUGGAUUCCCAUUAGUUUGUCCUCCAGCGACAGGCCCGACGUCUACAAUACAGCUCCCAACUUCUGGCUCCCUCAGGGAUCCGCCCAAGCAAACUUCAACCGGCCGACUGGAUUCACUUACACUGAUACAGACUGGAUUCUCAUCAACAAGCAGCAGACCGGCUACUACCGAGUGAACUAUGACGACAGGAACUGGCAGAUGUUGGCUGAGGAACUUGUCAAUGGAACCAUGUCACGGAUUCACUUGGCCUCUCGCGCUCAACUGCUCGACGAUGCGCUGGACUUGAGCCGAUACGAGCGUCUUGGCCACGACAUCACCCUCUCGAUUGUCAAAUACCUUCGGCGUGAGACUGACUAUCUUCCCUGGGCAGCAGCAGACUCCGGCAUCACGUGGCUCCGUCGUCUCGUGAUCAAUUCCGAUUCCACUGGACGCUUCAAGAACUUCAUGCGCGAGAUUUCCGAUGCUAUUUACAACAAGUAUCGCGCCACUAGUGUUCCUUGCGAGACAUAUUUCGACAAGCUGGCCAGGAAUGUGGCUAUCAAGUGGGCUUGUUUGUCUGGAAACACCGCCUGUUUGACCGACACUACGGCGGAACUCAGGAAGGCUUUGGCCACCGGACAAGACAUCGAGCCUGAUCUCAGAACCGUGAUUUAUUGCCAUGGCAUGAGAGGAGCGAAUAAGGACGACUUCAGAACCGUUUGGACCAAAUUCGAGGAUACUUCAAAUGGAAUUGCGAACAGAAAUUUCUACCUGGAUUCUCUGGUGUGCAAUGAGAACGCCGAGGUUUUGGGAGAAUUCCUUACAGAACUUUUCUCCGCCAACACUCAAUCAUCUGCUUCCACAUCUGAAAAACAGAGGGUUUUCAAUGGCAUUUAUGGAGCUUCAUCGACUGGUCUGGCGGUCGUUCUUGACUUUUUCCGCGCGAAUACGGCCCGCGUGUCUGCUGUGUACGGUAGCGCGGUUGGAUCUCGGCUCAUCUCUUUGGCUGAUUCUCUCACCACCGCUGCUGAGAGUCAGAUUGCGGAACAGAUUAUCACGAAUCUGGGAGCCAGUAUCACAGCGCAACAAGCUACAAAUGUGAGAAAUGCCAUAACGAGCAACAUCAAUUGGGUGUCUCAGAAUGAAAAUGAGGUCAACAAAUUCUUAACGGACAACUAUGGCAAUGUGAAUUUAAAUCCUCCAGCUCCGAUUCCCACUCCAGCUCCGCAAGAGCCGACCACCACUCAGCCUGGACAGCCCACAACUGUUCCUCCAGGUGGUGGUAAAGCUUCCUCAAUCGCUGCCUCCAUCAUCCUUCUAGCAGUGUCUGGCUUGCUUAGUCGCUUGAUGAACUAAGCCAAAAGUGCAAACUUCAGAGCAUGUUUUCAAUAAAUUUACAUAUAAAUCACUACAA
Messenger RNA from Phlebotomus argentipes, 3044 nucleotides. Its product is annotated as aminopeptidase N-like. Gene Ontology annotation, molecular function: zinc ion binding; peptide binding; metalloaminopeptidase activity. Bases 29 to 2986 code for a protein of 985 amino acids. The record is from RefSeq and is a predicted model, not a curated record. Gene Ontology annotation, cellular component: cytoplasm. The transcript has 4 exons. Gene Ontology annotation, biological process: proteolysis; peptide catabolic process. NCBI's taxonomy places the organism in Eukaryota, Metazoa, Arthropoda, Insecta, Diptera, Psychodidae.